This is a messenger RNA of Misgurnus anguillicaudatus (oriental weatherfish), 2462 nucleotides long. RefSeq names its product carboxypeptidase Q. Lineage: Eukaryota; Metazoa; Chordata; Actinopteri; Cypriniformes; Cobitidae. Gene Ontology annotation, molecular function: metallodipeptidase activity. Gene Ontology annotation, biological process: peptide catabolic process; proteolysis. The record is from RefSeq and is a predicted model, not a curated record.
AUUAAUGUAUAGUGUUUCUUUUACUGAAACAUUAGAGCGACACAUUUGUUGUCGAAGCUCUCUCAAUCUAAUCUCAAUUCCAAACGCGUUUCGUUGGAUGUCCCAGUGCGCCUGCCGUAGGCACGUGAGUGUCAAUGUUGUCAAGAUGACUGGCAAUAAAAGCGGAGGUCAUAACUCCAUCAGCACAGCAAUACUUGGUUUUCUCUUUCUCAUCUGUUUUCCACAGUGUCAAUGCAGUCCUUACCGUCACAACAGCAAACCCCUUUUAAAUACAUCCAGAGAGAUUUUAAAGUACUCUGACAUAGCUCAACAAAUUAUAGAUCUAGCAGUCUAUGGCAAAGCCCAGAAUCGUUCCUAUGAGAAACUGGCAGUGUUCACAGACACCAUAGGAAACCGAGUCAGUGGAUCUGAGAACCUGGACCUGGCCAUUAAAUACAUGUACAAUGCUCUGACGAAGGACGGCCUGGAGAACGUUCAUCUAGAACCGGUGAAGAUCCCUCACUGGGUGCGGGGGAAGGAGAGCGCUGUAAUGCUUCUACCGAGAAACCACACGCUGGCUAUACUUGGACUGGGUAGUAGUGUAGGAACUCCUGUAGAAGGUAUAGAGGCAGAGGUUUUGGUGGUGGAGUCUUUUGACGAGCUCAAGAAGAGAGCGAGUGAGGCUAAAGGGAAAAUCGUAGUGUAUAACCAGCCCUUUGUCAGCUAUGGGGAGACUGUAGCUUACCGGGCGUCAGGGGCUUCAGAGGCAGCGAAAGUUGGAGCCGUGGCAUCCCUCAUUCGCUCUGUAACUCCAUUCUCCAUCAACAGCCCUCACACUGGCUGGCAGUGGUAUCAGCCUGGAGUUGCUCAGAUCCCCACUGCCUGCAUCACAGUUGAGGAUGCCCAGAUGAUGGCCAGGAUGGCCCGCAGAGGCCAGAGGAUUGUAGUGCGGCUGACUAUGGGGGCUCAGACGCUACCAGAUGUUGACUCAUUCAACACUGUGGCUGAAAUCACAGGCAGUACACAUCCUGAACAGGUGGUGUUGAUCAGUGGACACCUGGACAGCUGGGAUGUGGGGCAGGGAGCUAUGGAUGAUGGAGGUGGGGCCGUCAUUUCGUGGGAGGCACUUUCUCUGAUCAGAGACUUAGGGCUGCGUCCCAAAAGGACACUGAGGGCGGUUCUGUGGUCUGCCGAGGAGCCAGGAGGAGUUGGGGCUGCUCAGUACUUUGAACGUCACAAGGCAAACAUCUCGAACUUUGACUUGGUAAUGGAGUCUGACUUGGGCACCUUCAGGCCCGUGGGACUGCAGUUCACAGGCAGUGACAAAGCUCGGGCGAUCAUGCAGGAGGUGAUGAAACUGUUGGCUCCCAUCAAUGUCACGUCUCUUGAGCGGGAAGGAGAGGGGACAGACAUUAACAUGUGGAUGCAGGCUGGGGUUCCAGGUGCCAGUCUGCACACUGCAGAUCAAAGGUAUUUCUGGUUUCAUCACAGCGAUGGAGACACGAUGAGCGUUCAGGAUCCAGAGGAGAUGAACCUGUGUUCAGCUGUGUGGGCCGUAGUGGCUUAUGUGGUGGCUGACCUGGAGGAAAUGCUCCCUAGAUAACAAAUCACUCUGAAACUACAAAUCAAACCUUUCUCUGUCAGCAACCCUGUGAUUUAACUUGAGCUACAACUGUGAUCACUCCAGUAUGUACCACUGUUGUGUAAUUUUCUUUUAUUUUCUAGUCGGUAGUUUCUUUUUAUACUGUAAAUUAAUAUAUCGUUCCAGUCGGAUAAUUUGUAAGUUUUAAGUAAGCCGUAAUGUGUACAUAAAAUGUUUUGAAUAAAUACAUACCACUUAAAGUAUCCUCGGAAUUUAGGUUGCAGAGCCUUGGUUGCACACUUUUACAUAAACUACAAAAACACAGUGAGGCUGAUAUGCUGUCAUAUAGUACUUUAUGAUUUCACAAGAUGAGCCAGAAUCAUCAGAUCUCAUGAUCCCAGCAGUUCUCAUUUCUAAAAACAAACAUGUGGUCAUGACGUUAUGAAUACGCUUUUAGCCAAUCAUUCUUCCUCUAUAUAUCUAUUACGCAAGUUUUCAGAUGGAGAAGUAGGGAUGUGACAUAUAAUGUCAUGCAUUACCAGGAAUGUAAUAGAGCUCCAUCAUAUUAAAGUUAGAUAUAGUAAUGCUCAUUUUAGCCUUGUUAUAAUGAAAAAAAGACCCUUUAGAUAAGUUAUAAGCUUGUGGGGUGGUUAUUUGUACUAACACUUACGCUAUUCAACAUAAUUGUAUGAUACAUUGGUUUCCAUGUUUCAUGGGGACUUAAAACAUGUACAUAAUGACUUUUAAACUUUACAAACUGUAUAUUGUAUCCCCUAACCCUGCAAGCACCUUUCUGCAUUGUUGCAUUUUCAAAUAUGUAAAAAAAAUGCAAUAAAGAGAAAAUUUGUAUUUACAGUUGUAAAUGUACAAAAUAUCUUAAUAAAACAUGAUCUUUACUUAA